Messenger RNA from Nycticebus coucang (slow loris), 939 nucleotides. Its product is annotated as olfactory receptor 7D4-like. Gene Ontology annotation, molecular function: G protein-coupled receptor activity; olfactory receptor activity. The record is from RefSeq and is a predicted model, not a curated record. Lineage: Eukaryota; Metazoa; Chordata; Mammalia; Primates; Lorisidae. Gene Ontology annotation, biological process: G protein-coupled receptor signaling pathway. Gene Ontology annotation, cellular component: membrane. The transcript has a single exon. Bases 1 to 939 code for a protein of 312 amino acids.
AUGGAAGCAGAAAAACACACAGAAGUAUCACAAUUCCUCCUCAUGGGCUUCUCAGAAGAUCCUGAACUGCAGCCCCUUCCCUCUGGGCUGUUCCUGUCCAUGUACCUGGUCACAAUGCUCAGGAAUCUGCUUGUAAUCCUGCCCAUAUGCUCUGACUCUCACCUGCACACCCCCAUGUACUUCUUCCUUUCCAUCCUUUCCUUGGCUGACAUCUGUUUUACCUCCACCACGAUUCCAAAGAUGUUAGUGAACAUCCAAACGCAAAGCAAAGACAUCUACUACAUAGGAUGCCUCACUGAGAUGUAUUUUGUAAUGAUGUUUGGUGGACUGGAUAAUUUCCUGCUGACUGUGAUGGUCUAUGACUGGUUUGUAGCCAUCUGCCACCCUCUUCACUAUAUGGUCAUCAUGAACCCCUACCUCUGUGGCCUCCUGGUUCUGAUGCCUUUAUUCAUCGUGUCUCUGGUUGCCAUGGUUCAUGUUCUACUGAUCACAAGACUGACCUUCUCUGUAGGCACUGAAAUCCCACAUUUCUUCUGUGAAAUGGCUCAUCUCCUCAAGAUGACCUGCUCUGAUCCCCUCAUUGAUACCAUCAUAUUGUAUGUGUCAAAUGUGUUUCUGGGUGUGUUUCCUGUCAUGAGGAUCCUAUUCUCUUAUUCUCAGAUAUUCUCCUCCUUAAUGAGGUUGUCAUCCAUGGCAGGCAAGUAUAAAGCAUUUUCCACCUGUGGGUCUCACCUCUGUGUGGUCUGCUUGUUCUAUGGAACAGGACUUGGGGUCUACCUGAGUUCUUCUAGGACACAUUCUUCCCAGAGAACUUCUAUUGCCUUAGUGAUGUACACAGUGGUCACCCCCAUGCUGAAUCCCUUCAUCUACAGCCUGAGUAAUAAGCAUGUGAAGGGGGCUCUGGGAAGACUUCUCAUCAGAACAGCCUCUUGCCUGUGA